Setaria italica (foxtail millet) is the source of this 579-nucleotide messenger RNA. Its product is annotated as spidroin-1-like. The record is from RefSeq and is a predicted model, not a curated record. Bases 1 to 579 code for a protein of 192 amino acids. The transcript has a single exon. Lineage: Eukaryota; Viridiplantae; Streptophyta; Magnoliopsida; Poales; Poaceae.
AUGGACGCGGACGGAGGCGAUUUUCUGGGCGGCGCGGCGAGGGAGACGGCCGCCGGCCUGGGCGCCGCGCCGACGGAGUCCCCCGCCGGCCUGGCCGCCGCGGAGAUGGAAGGGGCGGUUCCCGCCGGCCUGGCCGCCGCGCCGCGGGUGGCCCCCGCCGGCCUGGGCGGCGCCUCGCGGGCGGCACCCGCCGGCCUGGCCGCGGCGCCUCGGGCGGACCCCUUCCUUUCCUCGGCUCAUCCUCAGGGCACAAUUUUGGUAGGGGCCCAUGCCGCCCAGAGGUUGCUUGCCGGCGCCGCCGGCCAGGGGAACUUGGGCGGCGCGGAUUGGGCCGGCAUCGCCGCGCAGGAAGGGCCCCUCGGCGCCGUCGGUCAAGGGCCCCUGGGCGCCGACGGUGAAGGGCCCCUCGGCGCCGGCGGUCAAGGGCCCCUGGGCGCCCGCACCAGGGGGGGUUGGGGGGCGAGGAAGAAGGCGACGGGGAGAUGGCCGGCGGCGGAUGAGGUGGCCUGGGCGGCGGCGCAAGAGGUGGUCUGUGCGGCGGCGCAAGAGGUGUACUGGGCAGCGGCGCAAGAGGUAUAG